Cutaneotrichosporon oleaginosum is the source of this 1047-nucleotide messenger RNA. RefSeq lists its product as uncharacterized. The record is from RefSeq and is a predicted model, not a curated record. Lineage: Eukaryota; Fungi; Basidiomycota; Tremellomycetes; Trichosporonales; Trichosporonaceae. Gene Ontology annotation, molecular function: protein binding.
CUACACGUCCACAACAUGAGCGCCACUAGAACGGACUCCCCCACCCCGUCGACGGUCCCCACCUCGGCUCAUACUUUGGAACCCAAGACAGCCUUUGCAUCCAGCCUCCAGGAGUACAUCUUCAACAGCGGGUUCUGCGGGCAGCAGUUCGCCGACAUUCAGGUGGUGUUCUUCAACACGUCGCUCAAGCUGCACCGCCUGAUCCUCGCGCGCAGCCCCUACCUCGCACACCUCAUAAUCACUCUCAUGCCCGGAAGCACGCUGCAGCUGGCGUUCACGGAUGAGAACAUUACCGAGGAGGCCGUGUACAUUACCCUGCAGCAUCUUUACAACCCCUCACUGGAACAUGUCACUGCGAAGAACGCCCGCGCGGUUCUCGCCGCCGCUCACCUCUUUGGCGAGCCCGACCUUGCCGACGUGGCGUACUCUUGCGUUUCCUCCGCCAUCUCGGCGUCCAACAUCAGCGAGUACAUCGAGUGGGUCGGGAUAUCCUCCGCUCCCAACGGCAACGGCUUCGCUUUCGGGAGCGCUGGAUAUGAGUCGGACUAUGGCGAUUACUCGGCCCGCCUGAGACGCGACGUGCUCGACUUCCUUCUUCGCACGCUACCGGAGCAGAUCAAGGCCGCCCCCCAGGGAACGCUCGCCACUGAUCCGCGCCUGCUCGCAGCCUAUGUGCCUCUGCCUUUCGAGCUGUUCAAGCAGUGCGUGGAGAGCCCAGACCUCCCAAUUUCCUUCAUGCAGGACCGCUUUGCGUUCGCCAAGCGCGCGAUAGCUGCGAGGAAAAAGGCCGCUGGGGUGUCGCAGUUCGAGGAGAGCGUCGUACUUGCUCUCAAGGAUGACGGCGAUGGCAUGGCCGUGCAUGUCACCCGCAAGCCCAAGCGUAGCCGUGCAGCGCUUUGGAAGGUCGAGGGAUAGGUCAUAUCUGCAUAUAUUUAUAACACUAGUGGAACGUCAUCUUCAGCAGGCGGUCGUAGUCUUCUACGACCGACUGAUAAGUCUUGGCGAGCGCCUCUUUCCUUUCGUCAGGCGUCAUCGUCGAGAGCAUCU